AUGUAGUUAUCUAAAAAAAUUGAAGAAUUUUAAGACCUCGAUCCAAUUGAAAAUAUUUCUAAAAGGAAAAUAUCUAGAACUAUGGGAUACUAGAAUAGUGAAUCAAUUUAAGAGGAAGAUGAAGAACAGUCUUCUUCAAGUAUGUAAUUGGCAAAGCGAAAAUUUCAAUUUAUGAAUUCACCAAUCUAAUAGCCAUGUGAUUUUUGUGGAAGUGAUAUGAAAGUACCAACAAUUUAUACUAAUAUUCAAUCAAAUAAAAGUUUUGAAAAGAAUCCUUUUCAAUAAGAAUCAAAAAUAAAAUGUGUUGAUAAUAAUAGUGCUAGUAGAUUGAUUGAUGUUUCAGGAUUAGAUCCUCAUGAUUCAUUUCAAUCUGAAUCAGUAUAAAAUUAAAGAUUAAAUAUAGCUUCAGUUAUAAUUGAUGGAUAAAAACAAAUCAGCUACUAUUAAUUCAUUACAUGUAAAGAACAUAGUCAACAAAUUUAUUCAAUAGAUGAAAAGAAAGAUAAAUUGGAAUGAAUUGAAAGACAUCACUUUGAUUGAUGAUACAACUUAAAGUAGAUAUAUUUAGUAAUCAAUAGUAUAACCACAUAUGUAUAAAUGGUUUACUGUCUCCUAUUUUGCUUUGACUUCAGCCAUUAUAUUAGCAUCUAUCAUAAUUAUUCCACUUCAAAUAGCUGAAGAACAAGGUUUUGAAAUUGCAGCAUAUAUUAUACAUGGAUUUGUAAUAAUACAAAUAGCUGCUGAUAUUCAUUUUAAGAGAGGACCUUUUCAUAUGAAAGAAGGUAAAUUCAAUAAUGAAUAUUUGGAUCAUUCUAAAAUAGUCUUAGAUUUAAGUAGACUAGCUUCCAUUAUAAUCUUAAUCUUUUCAUAUUAAUAUAAAAUCAAAUACUUCAUUAUACCUUUUAUCAUUAUGCAAUUGAUUAGAUAAGCAGAACGAUUUGAAAAUAUCUAUACAUCCACUUAAUUAAUAGUUUAUAUUCUAAUUCUUUGGAUGGCAUUGAUUAUGACAUUUGUCUGCCUAUUAGAAUCAGAUGAAGGCAUUCAUUAUUCACUUUCAUUAGCUAUUUCUAUAUUAACACAUAAUGGUGCUAUAUCAAUUGAUAUAACUCCUACAAAUGCUACACUCUUAUAAAUUUUUAUGAUCAUUAGUUCGUUUAAUAUGAUUUAUACAGCUUCAGUAAUAUUUAUUUGGAUCAAACCAACAAUGAAAUUAGAAGAAGAAAAACAAAAACAUCUUGCUUCUUUUUUAAAAGGAAUUAAAGACAAAAGCAUUGAUUAUGGAUUACAAUGUCGUUGUUACUCCUAUUUAGAAUAUGUUAUUGAUGUAAUAUCUAUCUUCUAUCUAAGAUUAGGAAGACAUAAUAAAAAAUAGAGAUCUUUUAAUUAAGAAAUUAUCACCAGGUCUUUAGGAAGAAUUAUAGAUAUCUAUACGUUCUAAGAUGGUUGAUAAAAUUAAAUUGUUCAAUAAAUUUUCCUCUAGUUUGAAAUAAUAAUUGAUUUACUGGUUUGAUAUGGCACAAUAUAAUCCAGAAGAGAAUAUUGUUUAAGUAAAAUUUUGAUUUUAUAAAAUUAUAUAGGAACAUUAGGUUGAAGAUUUCUGUCUUUAUUUUAUUUUAAAAGGAAAAGUGAAGAUUCAAUUUUAGGGAUAUUUUUAAGGGAAACCUAAAAGAACUUUUCAUACUUUAUCAGAAGGUUAAACCUUUGGGGAAUUCUCUUUUAUAAGUGGAAUCCCUCCUUAUAUAUCAAUCAAUAGUUAGAGUUUGACUACAGUAUUCAAAUUAAGAAGAUCUGAUUUUUUGGAAAUCAUUAAGACUUUCCCUUAAGAUAAUGAGAUAUUUUGUUUUUUUAAGGAUAAUUGCAAUUAGAAUCAUAAUAUGUUCGAAUGUCAUUAUUGUAAAACAAAAGGUCAUCUAUUAUUUGAAUGCCAAUACUUAUAAUAUUAUCCAAAAAAACUAAACAUAAUUGAAAAGCAUAUCUACCCUCAUCCACAAAAACGUUUUAAAAUUGAAAGAAAAAAUAAAGAACCUAAGGCUUUAAUGAUGUUGUUUGUUGUAGGGGAACGAGCAAAAUAAUAUUAAUAGAAAUUAUCAUAGGAAGUUAUGACAUCUGAAGACUUUCCUAUGUCAUCAUAACUACCUUACAGUGAAAGUAUAUAUAUCUUUACAUAAAUAUAUAUUUAAUCUACUUAGAUUAGACAUAACACUCCGCCAGUUAUAUGAGUAAAACAUAAUCAGUUCAUAAAUAAAGUCCUGAAAAAUUAAGUGACAAUCAAGAUAGUGAUGGAGAUUAACUCUAUGAAGACUUAGCCAAUGAUCCAAUAUUUAAUAAUCAAUUAAGAAAAUAAUAAAAUAAAACUACCUUAAGAACAGCAGGAUUUCCUUUCAUGUCUGAAACUUUAGGUACAAAAAUUAAUAAAUAUAUAUAUUAUAGAGAAUUUACAUAAAGAGAAACUGCAAGUUAUUACCGAGUAAUCUCAAAGUAAGUAGCUUGACUCUCUGAAUUCAAAACAAGAAGAUACAAACUAAUUGAGUAAGUAAAGCAGUGGUUCUUAAGCUUUUACUAAAAAAAAUCAUCUCUAUACUGCUGCUCGUUCAAUGCAUACUAAAUUAACUUUUCGUUAUUAACAAUAAUAAUCAGGAUAAACAGAGGAUUAAAUAUAAUUUUAAUAAUAAUAAUAGAAUUCAAUUAGGCAAACAUCAAAUCGUUCUAAUACUUAUUCAAAUCCUCUAUCUAACAACUUAUCUAAUAAUCCUUCAAGUAAUUCUAAAGUUAAUACUAAAUCUGCUAAAGUUUCUCCAACAUAAUUUUAAUAGCCUCCACCUUAAAAAAAGAAGGAGGAAAGAGGAGGAUCUCAUAGUGAUUAAUCACUUUCAGAAUAGUAGAGACAUACAAAUAGAAAGAAAAGUACUAAAACUGGUACAAAAGUGAGUAUUCUCAAUUAGAUGUCAUAGUUCUAAAUUAUUAAUACUCCAGAGGUAUAUAAUUUGAUUUAUUAAAGAAUCAUCACUAUUAAUAUCAUGAUAUUUUAUUUAAUAGAUUUGAAAAGAUGCAUUUAUUUAAGUAUUAUAAUCCACAUAAUAAUUAUGAUAACGUAAUCAUAAGGUACAAUUUAUAAUCAAUUUGUAGAAUAAAUAAAUUCUAAAGAGCAAAAAAAAUCAAGCCUAUUCAUUACACUAUAAAAUGUUUUAUAUCCUCAAAAAUAAAGAAAGUUAAGAGAAUUUUGGAUUCUUAAUUAUGA
Messenger RNA from Paramecium primaurelia, 3238 nucleotides. Lineage: Eukaryota; Ciliophora; Oligohymenophorea; Peniculida; Parameciidae. The record is from the annotation of a GenBank genome assembly.